AUGGGAAUCAAAGGUUUAACGUCGCUGCUGACCGAUGAGGCGCCUUCCUGUAUCAAGCAAUUUGAUAUCAAGACCCUGUUCGGCAGAAAAGUCGCCAUCGAUGCCUCCAUGAGUCUGUACCAAUUUCUCAUUGCGGUGCGUCAAUCGGAUGGACAGCAAAUGAUGUCCGAUUCUGGAGAAAUAACCAGUCACUUGCUUGGCUUCUUUUACCGCACCCUUCGUAUGAUUGACUAUGGCAUCAAGCCUGUAUACGUGUUCGAUGGCAAGCCACCGGAUCUGAAGAAGGACGUGCUUUCUAAGCGAUUUGGACGACGUGAAGAAGCGCGUGAACAAGAAGAGGAGCAGAAGGAUGUUGCCGACAGCCAUACCCUGGAGCAACUCGCACGUCGUCAAGUUCGUCCGACAAGGGAGCACAAUGCGGAAGUACAGCGUUUGCUUUCGUUAAUGGGUAUCCCAUGGGUAAUCGCACCAUCGGAAGCGGAAGCGCAAUGCGCAGAACUGGCACGGGCCGGAAAGGUGUAUGCCGCUGGCUCUGAAGAUAUGGACACACUGACUUUUGGUGCCCCCAUCCUUUUGAAACACUUAACAGCAAGUGAGCAAAAGAAGCUACCGGUCACGGAGAUCAACCUGGCUAAAGCAUUGGAAGAACUUGAUAUGCCUAUGGAGCAGUUCAUUGAUCUCUGUAUGUUGCUGGGUUGCGACUAUCUUGACCCUGUACGGGGUGUAGGCCCGAAGAAAGCAUUAAAGCUUAUUCAAGAGCACAAAACUUUGGAAGCCGUUUUGGAACACUUGCAGCAACAGAGCGAUCUGAAAAAGGCCGGCGAAGACACCAAGCGAAAGUCGCAAGACUCUGACGACGAAGACAAAGCCGCGCCUAAAAAGCGAGCAGGGGGCAUCCAAGUCCCAGAUUGA
Malassezia pachydermatis is the source of this 912-nucleotide messenger RNA. RefSeq names its product pin domain-like protein. Gene Ontology annotation, molecular function: 5'-flap endonuclease activity; DNA binding; 5'-3' exonuclease activity. NCBI's taxonomy places the organism in Eukaryota, Fungi, Basidiomycota, Malasseziomycetes, Malasseziales, Malasseziaceae. Bases 1 to 912 code for a protein of 303 amino acids. The transcript has 8 exons. The record is from RefSeq and is a predicted model, not a curated record. Gene Ontology annotation, cellular component: nucleus; cytoplasm.